Messenger RNA from Hyaena hyaena (striped hyena), 948 nucleotides. It is a transcript of the gene FOXR2, whose product is annotated as forkhead box R2. The record is from RefSeq and is a predicted model, not a curated record. Gene Ontology annotation, biological process: regulation of DNA-templated transcription. Gene Ontology annotation, molecular function: sequence-specific double-stranded DNA binding; DNA-binding transcription factor activity. NCBI's taxonomy places the organism in Eukaryota, Metazoa, Chordata, Mammalia, Carnivora, Hyaenidae. Gene Ontology annotation, cellular component: nucleus.
AUGGACAUAAAACUAAAAAAUCCUGAAUUCUAUUACAGUAUCCAUGGCCAGUUCCCAGGGCUGUUGGACUGGGACAUGGCAAAUGAGCUCUUCUUGCCCUGCACCACAGACCAAUGCCCCUUAGCUGAGCAGAAAUACAGAUUUCAAGUAAUGGAGCCCCCAAAGGUGCCUCAAGAGAGGAGACCCGAUCCAGACGAAGAUGGUCCUGACUCUGAACCUAACUGUUGGAUGUGGGUAAAUCCCAACACCUUGUGCCCCCUUGGCAACCAGGAGGCCCUAAAGCCCAAUAAGGUAAAGGAUAUGACCAGCAUGCUGCCUUGCCCUCAGCAACUCCCAAAGGUUGAAAAGUCUAACUGCUCAAGGGCCACAGUGAUGGAAUUCUUUCCAACUUCCUCCAGCAAUCAAUCUCCCCCAAGCGGUUCACCUAGUUUCACAGCAAGGGAGUUCUCAGAAGAAUAAAGUGACAACUGCUCUGUGUCCCUCCAAUCCCCUAACAAAGGGGAGUGCUUCCAGAACCAAAAGCUAUGGCAAGGCAAUAGCCAGGAGAGGAGGUCCUGGGCCUGGCCUCCCCGUAAUUACAGUCACCCAGUUGCCCUGGCAUUAAGAAACACCCGACCUGGGGCACCUGGAAACACCCCACCUUGUGGCCUCAAUGUGCAAGAAAUCUACAAUUUCACCUGAGAGCAUUUUCCUUUUUGGGGGACAGCUCCAAAUUGCUGGAAAAACACCAUCUGCCACAAUCUCUGCUUCCUGAGCAGCUUUGAGAAGGUACCAGUCAACCUUCAGGAUGGAGCCAGUGUAAAACCACCGUCUGACCUCUGGAGGCUUACUGAGGAGGGACACCGCCACUUUCAGGAGGAGACAUGUGCUUGAGCCUCUGUUCGGUGGGAGAGCGUCCAGCAGCACAUGAGCCAGCCAGAUGUGAUGAACUCUCUCUUUGACCUUUGA